AGGUUUUACUGUGAGCAGAGAGUGCUGCGGAAUAUCUUUAAAGAAUGGAAAGAAGUGUGGUGGGUUUCCCAUCGAGAAUGGAAACUCUGUAUUAGAGCUGACUGUCACUACAGAUAUUACUUAUGCAACCUGAUGUUCCAGACGUGGAGGUCUUAUGUGCAUCAUCAGCAGGAGAUGAGGAACAAAUACAGGAGAGCUGAGGACCAUGAUGUGAAACAGAAGAUGAGACGAGCCUGGAAGUCCUGGUUAAUCUACGUUGUUUUUCGUCGAACGAAACAUGAGAUGCAGACCACUGCCCUGGAGUUUAGGCAGCAGAGUAUUUUGUGGGUCUGUUGGAAGGAGUGGAGACAGCAACUGGGACAAGUUCGUAUGGACCAAGCUCUCCAGGCUUCAGCUGUGAAGCACAGAACCCUGCACCUCCAGCUGCAGGUUUGGUCACAGUGGCAGGAACAGCUGUGUCUUGUCCAGAAGGAGCGGCGGAAGAUGAUCUCUGCAGUAAAACACCAUCAGCAGUGGCAAAAGUGGAAAUCCAUGAAGGCUUGGCUAAAAUAUCUGCAGAUUCGCAGAGUGAAGAGACAGUGGAAGGAGAUGGCUGAGCGAUUCCACCAUGUCACGGUGCUCCAGAAACAAUUCUGUGAUUGGCAGUGGGCCUGGGAGCGGAAGAAGAGCUUAUAUGCCCACCGUACUCUGGUAGAGGAACUGGCCAGGAAGAUGAAGCUUCGAAGGGCUUUUUCUCACUGGAAACACUAUGGGCUGCUGUAUACAGAAGAAGCCACUCAGAUCCAGGUGGCAGAAGAGCACCAUAGGCGAAGCUUGCUGCGCUUUUGCUUUCGAGCCAUAAAAGACAAUGUGGCUCAUGCUCAUCGCCAGCGUGUAAGAAGGAAUCUUGCUCGCCGGCAGCAGGACAUCUCGUUGCUGCGUAGUUUCUGGAACCUGUGGCAGUCUCGAAUGGAACAGAAGGAGGAAAGAGAGCAGCUUUCCUUACUGACUGCUGCUUGGGACCACUACAGAAUAACAUUGCUGCGUAAGUGUAUGGAAUCAUGGCUGCAAUAUGCUCAGAAGAAGAGAUACAAACAGCUUCUGCAGAGCCAAGCAGACAAUUAUUUUCAGCAGCGAGCCCUGCCUGCAGCCUUUCAAACAUGGAGGACAAUGUGGCAGUGGCACCAGCAGGAGAGUCUCCUCAGCGAGAGAGCAGCGACUUUUCACAGGAAGAUGGUAAAGAAACAAAUGUUCACCAGUUGGUAUCAGAAGAUGUUUCAGCAUCAAGAAUACCGUUUGGCAGAGAGAAUGGCGAUCCUUCAUGCAGAGCGGCAGCUUCUCCAAAGAUCCUGGUCUGUGUGGCACCAGAAGACAGCAGCACAGCAAUGGCAAGCUGUGGCCUGUGCCCACCACCGUCAUGUGCAGCUCAGCAAGGCUUUCUGCAUCUGGUCAGAGCAUGCUCAUGGGCACAGCACAGAGAAGAUGGGCCAGGUGCUAGCUGUGGAAUUCCACUCAGCACGACUCCUGUGUUCGGCCUGGAACAGAUGGAGAGAGUGCCUGGCUCUUCGGGGUGCAGAGUGGGAGAAGCAGCUUCAGGCUGAGCUGCAUCACCAGCGCAUCCUGCUGCACCGGACAUUCCAUGCCUGGAGGAUCUACCAGCAAGGGGUGCAGCACAUCCUCCAGGAGGUGGCAGCCAGGGAGCACCAGCACAAGAGGCAGCUACUGCGGGCUGUGUUACAUCGCUGGAGAGACAAUACCCUGGCCCGUAUUGGAGCAGUAAGGAGGACCUUUGUGGCCACAGAUCACUACGAACGAACCUUGUGUGCCAAGGUCCUGCUCCGUUGGCGGGAGGUGGCAUCCAUGCAGAUAUACAACCGACAACAGGAGGACUGUGCUGUCAGGAAGGCCCAGAAGGUUCUGGAGAAGCGCUGCCUCCAGAGCUGGCUGAGGUGCUGGCGGGCCCGGGCCCAGGUGGCAGCACAGCAGCGACUGCAGUUGGAGCGCGCAGAGCUGCAUCACCGGUGGCGGGCACUGUGGCGGGCCCUGGCCGCGUGGAAAAUCCACCACCGUGGCUGUGCCAGGAAGAAGCACCUACAGCGCCUGGGAGCCCAGUUGCUGGCCCAGAGUCUCAGCCGCUCCUGUUUCCACCAGUGGAGACAACAGUUGGCAACCAGGAGGCGGGAGCAGCAGGGCACAACACGGGCACUGUGGUUUUGGGCCUUCUCGCUGCAGGCGAAGGUGUGGGCCGCAUGGCUGGACUUCGUGGUGGAGAGGAGGAGAAAGAAGGCAAGGCUGGAGCAGGCGGUACAGGCCUACCACCAGCAGCUGCUCCAGGAGGGCGUUCCACGCCUCCUGCACUUCACUGCUGAGAUGAAGGCCCUUCGGCAGCAGCUGCAUGCCCAGCAGCAGGCCCAAGCUGCACACAGCCUGCACCAGGCAGUCCAGCGCUGUGCAAGGCUCUGGAAACAGAAGGUGCUGGGUCAGCGCUUGAAGCCUCAGGCUCCCACAUCCACCCUGCCCCGGAGAGUGACUUUUGAAGCACCCCCUCUCCACCUGCUGUCUGCUGGGGAUUCAGCUGCCAGGGAGUCUAAGACAGAGCCCAAGAAGCCACAAGCUUCCCCAGUGCCUUGGGGGGCACUGUGCAGUCUAAGCCUACCUGUCAGGGACUCUCCACAUCUGGAUCUUGUUGCACGGUCUUCCAGGAAGCAGCCGCGACGCCCUCACUUCCUGCUGGAGCCCAGCCAGAGCCAGAAGCGUCUGGGAAGCAGCAUCCUCAGGGAACAGAGGCCUGAGGAGCUGCAGGAGUAUGUCCUUGGUCUGGUCAGGCCCUUCCCGGAAAAGGCUCUGAAGGCUCAGAUAGCAUCGGUCCCAAGCGCUCCACAGUCUGAGGCCCAACCAAAUCUCCCUGAACCAAAGCACUUUCCCCUGGCUGGUGGCAGCCUGGAGCUGUCACCCCGUACCUCGGUCAGGCCAUGUGUGGAAGAAGCACCUACCAGGGAUCCAGCAUGGUCCAUCACCCCAGGGCUUACACUCCAGCCCUCCCAAUCUUUGGUGAAUGUACCUGAGCCCCCCCUACUCCUCCCUGGCAACUCUACAAGCACAAGGUCUGGGCCUGGCUCAGAAACUGUGGGUACAUGUCUGAGAGCCGUGAGCACCAGGGAUGGGGCUGUUCCCCCAGAGCUCAACUGGGAAGGUCAAGAUCAAACUCACUGUGUUGCCCUCAGCCACCCUGCCCUGGAAGCUGAGCUGGAGGGGAUCCAGCAGCAGCUGCGGCACUGCCAGAUCAUGAAGCAGAACCUCUGGUCUUACCAGCGCCAAGCUCAGAGCCUGCGCAAGUGGCUGGAGCUGAGCCAGGAGGAGCCAAGAUCUGAGGACCAGGAAGCAGAGCAGCUGGUACAGAAAGAGCUACAGGAGGUGGAGCUGCAGAUCAAGCAACUAGUUGAUGAGCUGCGAGCCCAUCACCAGCCCAUCCGUGCCUGCAUCGCUCGGGUGCAGGCCCUGUGGCAGGAGCUGUGCUAGUCUUCACCCCCAGGGAGACCCCACCACCUCCAAGAACAGAACACACAUCGGCUGUAAUGAGUUUUUUUUUUUUUAUUUCAAAAUGUUGCAAUUAAAGGAAUCACUGUUCAGAA
Molecule: messenger RNA, 3611 nt
Organism: Suncus etruscus (white-toothed pygmy shrew)
Lineage: Eukaryota; Metazoa; Chordata; Mammalia; Eulipotyphla; Soricidae
Gene: SFI1
Product: SFI1 centrin binding protein
Exons: 28
Molecular function (GO): phosphatase binding
Source: RefSeq, a predicted model, not a curated record